This is a messenger RNA of Stereum hirsutum FP-91666 SS1, 1574 nucleotides long. RefSeq names its product cytochrome P450. The coding region runs from base 87 to 1574 and encodes 495 amino acids. The transcript is spliced from 11 exons. NCBI's taxonomy places the organism in Eukaryota, Fungi, Basidiomycota, Agaricomycetes, Russulales, Stereaceae. Gene Ontology annotation, molecular function: heme binding; oxidoreductase activity, acting on paired donors, with incorporation or reduction of molecular oxygen; iron ion binding. The record is from RefSeq and is a predicted model, not a curated record.
GUCGCUGCUACCGUCAGGCUUCUUCUCCUCACUGGCAACCACGAACUUGCUUUCAUCCCUAGUAGUCCUCUUGGAGCUCCCGCUCGAUGCAUUUGACGGAUUUCCACUCUCCAUUGACAUCUGUUGGUCUUCUUACUGUCUUGAUCCUACUUUGUGCUUGGGUACGUAGACGUGCUCGGCCUGUCGUACCCUUACCUCCCGGACCGUGGCCGCUACCGAUCAUAGGCAAUGUCAGGGAUUUGACGCCGAAACAGCUUUGGCUCAGGGUCACUGAAUGGGCAAAUAUCUAUGGCGACGUCUGUCAUGUCCAUGCCUUCGGCCAGAGCAUGAUCUUUUUGAGCAGCCCCAAGGCCAUAUCGGCUUUAUUAGACGCGCGAGGCUCAUUGAACUCCGAUAGACCGAAGUCUGUCAUGGGAGGAGAAUUGUGCGGAUGCCACCAUUUGGUAUCAUUUGCAGACUACAACGAUACAUUUAAACGUCGCCGGAGGCUCAUGCAGCGUGCCCUGGGAGCUCGGAUCAUACCAUCCUAUCAUUCCUGGAUCCAGGCCUCCACCAGUUUAUUCAUCAAAGACCUUCUCAGAUCUCCCGAACAAUACAUAGCCAUCACUCGCAAAUACGCCGCCGGAUUGACGUCCUCCGUAAUUUACGGUUAUGAGCUCAAGUCAGCGGACGACAGACUACUCAUUCAGUCCGAAGAUUGUCUCAAUAUUCUGUCGAAUGAGAUCGCCGCUGAGGGAGGCGUUUGGAUGGUUGAUAUGUUUCCGGUUUUGAAGUAUCUGCCAUCGUGGCUUCCGGGCGCCGGUUUCAAACGACGUGCGGAGGUAUUGAAGAAGAGGUUCUUUACGCUUGCUGAGGAACCAUUCAAAUUCGUGAAGAUGAAGCUUCGGCAGCAAGUCAAUCAACCUCCGUCAUUCUGCUCAGUCCUCUUGAAUAAUCCAGAGGGAGAUCAAACAGCUGAAGAGGAUGAUGUGAAGUGGACGGCCACUACAGUGUUCCUGUCGAGCUCUGAUACUACUGUAGCCACUGUGUCUAUGUUCUUGCUCGCUAUCUUACUACACCCAGACGUUCUUCGUAAGGCACAACGAGAGAUCGACGAAGUCAUAGGGAAGAACCAAGUACCAGGCUUCGAUGAUAGGAGUCGCCUUCCGUACGUUGAGGCAGUCAUGUCCGAGGCCUUGCGCUGGGGGGCACCCGUUCCGUUGAACAUACCUCACCGGGCAAGAGAGGAAGAUAUUUUUCGCGGUAUGCGCAUUCCGAAGGGAUCUUUGAUUAUCGCUAACAUCUGGGCGAUCCUGAGAGACGAGAAGCUCUAUCCAAACGCGUCUACAUUCGACCCGGAGCGAUUCAUGGCGCCAAAUUCCACAGAGAAAGGUAACGAAAAAAUCAUUGACCCUAGAAACUAUGUAUUCGGUUUCGGGAGAAGGAGCUGCCCCGGUGCCGAUCUCGCUGAAGCCUCCAUCUGGCUCUUACUCGUAACCAUCAUAGCCACCCUCGAUAUCUCCGCCGCGCUCGAUCCUUCCAACGGGCAGCCUAUACGUCCUGACGUUGAGUUUAAGAAUUCGUUCUUCAGGUGA